Xylaria bambusicola is the source of this 1232-nucleotide messenger RNA. RefSeq lists its product as uncharacterized. The coding region runs from base 437 to 904 and encodes 155 amino acids. Lineage: Eukaryota; Fungi; Ascomycota; Sordariomycetes; Xylariales; Xylariaceae. The transcript has 3 exons. The record is from RefSeq and is a predicted model, not a curated record.
ACGUACAUACUCGAGAUACUGUCCCUGGACCCAAGGCAGCCGAUAAGCCAUCAUAUCAAAGAUAGGUAAUGCGGACUAGCAGUGGCGCCUUAUGAGCUUCUAGAUCUCCAUCUUCCGCUUCCCGGAACAAGUCCCGUGUCACCCAUGCUUGGGGCUAUGGAGCGGCUCAACUAGGGUCCGCAGAUCGUGUAGAUAACACUGCUUAAUUGCCUAUCAGAGAUCGACUUAGCUGUCUAGAGCAUAGAAAGCCCCUUGACCUGAUCCCUUACGCGCCUUGGCGGGCCACUAGGGCCCAUCAAAGUGCGAGAUCCCGAGCAUACACCGAUGGUUUCGGGCCCGUUGCCGUCUCCGAUCCGCGCCCGGGUCCGCUGCUGACGUUCAGCUCGAGCUUUUAUUAUAUGAGAUACAGGCGGUUAGAACAUUCGAUGUCCGCAUCAUGUAUGAAACUCCAGCUUUCCUCUCAUCACCGGAUUUCAUCAAAAUGUCUAAAGAAUUAGUUCCUCUUACUGUCAUCAAGGGCGCUGGCCAUGAGUACAUUCAGCUGCCCGAGGGCAAGAACGCCCUGACAGCUGACUUUCACUCCAUCCGAACCCAGACUACAGACUCCCCUACCUACCUCACUUCUGGGUUCUACAAGAUAGUUGCUGGGCCAUCUCUCCCAUUGCAUUAUACGUGUGAGGAGACGAAAUAUGUCCUCAGCGGCCAGAUAGAUGUCCUUGAUGAGGCCACUGGUAUUCAACACCAUCUAGUGCCUGGAGACUUUGCCUUCUUUUACGUUGGGUCCAAGGUUCAGUUCUCGACCAAGAACGAAGGGGUCGCCUUUUACGCUGUUACACGACCUGUUAAGGGAGAGCACAUUAACCUUAAGGGGCGGGAGGAGUCGAAAUCGAAAUCCAAAUUGUAAAAUACCAACUAUAAUGCGAGCGAAUAAUUCAUAAAUUCUGUACCAAUAUCACGAAUAUCUUACAUUUGGCUACGUAUAUCACGAUUUCGCCGCUUACGUCACUUGAUACGUCACUCGGUUCUCCAUUCAGGGUGCAAUCUUGUCACGGAAUAGUGUCCACGUGGUGAUAUAGCAUUAUUGAUGGGAUCACUUAUUAACUGAAGACCUUCAGGGUCAGGCGUAUAGGUUACAACUUGAACUUAGAUCAUCUGAAUACAGUGUCAAAGCUCUCCGUUUCCCGUAACCAUCAAGAAGCACCCAAGGCUAUGUAUGUUAAGGUCAGGACGAG